Mycotypha africana is the source of this 3319-nucleotide messenger RNA. Its product is annotated as armadillo-type protein. The record is from RefSeq and is a predicted model, not a curated record. NCBI's taxonomy places the organism in Eukaryota, Fungi, Mucoromycota, Mucoromycetes, Mucorales, Mycotyphaceae. Gene Ontology annotation, biological process: tRNA re-export from nucleus; intracellular protein transport. Gene Ontology annotation, cellular component: cytoplasm; nuclear pore; nuclear matrix. Gene Ontology annotation, molecular function: tRNA binding; small GTPase binding. The transcript is spliced from 12 exons. The coding region runs from base 198 to 3182 and encodes 994 amino acids.
GCCUUUCCCUUUUCUGUUCGAUCUUUUUCAAUUCAAACUUCAACAUCGCCUACCGAAAGUGAUUCUUUCCUCACUUACAGUUUUGAGCUAAAAUAGACUUUGAAAAAGACAAAAGACCAGAAGAUUCAAAAGGGAGCGAUCUAAUUUUUCAAAAUUACACAGCACUACAACAUAUAUUAUAAAACCUUAGAGCCAAAAUGGAACAAAUCGAGCAAGCUGUCAUGUAUGCCCUUGGGCCUCAAGUCGAUCCCACUUUGAAAGCACAAGCAAACGAAUACUGUGAACAAGUUAAAAACUCGGCGGACGGUUGGCAACUGUGUGUUCAAUUGUUCAUGAAAGAACCAAAAGCGCUACCUGAAGCUCGAUUUUUUGCUCUUCAAGUCUUGGAAAAUACCCUAAGAAAUAGAUUUGAUUCAUUAGAUAGUGCUGCAGUAGAAUAUAUCCAACAAACAAUGAUGGAGUAUCUUCGUAGAGAAUUCGUGGAUAACACCAAUGCAGGAUCUGAAGAGGCUUUCAUUCGAAAUAAAGCGGCCCAAUCUCUCACUAUCCUAUUUACACACGUAUACCCAAACAUAUGGUCCACCUUUUUCAAGGAUAUGAUCGCUAUCGCCAAAACGCCCUCGGGAACACCCAGCCAUGAAAAAGCCGCAGAUUUUUUCUUACGACUUUGUAUUAGUAUUGAUGAAGAAAUUGCACGAUUAGAUAUACCACGCUCUCGUGAAGAAGUAGUCCGUAAUACAAAUAUUAAAGAUACUAUGCGAAUGGAGGAUAUUCAGUUAUUAGCCUCAUUCUGGUUUGAGUUGUUACAAGAGUUUAGAUCAGCCAACCCAAGUAUUGCCCAGCUAGCACUUAAAAAUAUUGGCUCAUACAUCGCUUGGAUGGAUAUCUCGCUAGUUGCUAAUGAGCAAGUGAUGAAUGUCCUUUAUGAACUGUUAUCUGAUACAAACUUACGUAUUGCUGCUUGCGAAUGUUUUGCUGAUGUUGUUAGUAAAGGGAUGCUGCCAAUGGAUAAGUUGAACAUGUUUCAAAUGCUGCACAUCACAGAUACGCUAAAUGGACUUGAUUUGAAUGAACCCGAGUUUGUCGAAAAUGUUGCUCGUUUGGUCAACGCUCUAGGAACAGAACUUUGCAAGAUUUAUGCCGAUACUACAGUUCAACAGGAAGGAAAAGCUCAAGCCUGGAGCAUGAUUGAACAGGCAAUUCCUUACUUGUUGAAAUUUCUGGCAGACGAAUACGACGAUACUUCCUCUGCAGUAUUUCCAUUUGUAAACGACAUGUUGUACAUUCUUAAGAAGCAGAAAAAACAAAUGCAACCUUUCUCGCAAGGUCAGCAUGAAUUUUUGGGCUCUUUACUGAAUGUUAUCACUAUGAAAUUAAGAUAUGACGAUGAAACUGAGUGGAACGAUGAUGAGGAUGAACCAGAAGAAGAAGCAUUAUUCUUCGAGAUGAGAAAGAAUCUUAGAAUUUUCGCUGAGCACAUAGCAAAUAUCAACGAAGAAUUGUUUAUUGGUUACAUUCAUUCUUCUGUUAUGUCUACUUUUAACAAAUAUAAAGCCGGUAAUGAGUUAAACUGGCGUGAUGUAGAGCUCUGUCUAUAUAUACUUUAUUGUUACGGCGAAGCUCUUCCCAAAGCGGCAAUGAUUUUCGUUACACCUAAUGAUAUUUUAACACCCUUGGGAGAGAUGGUCUCUGAAAUGGUUACUUCAAAUAUCUCUGCCUUUCCUCAUCCAUCUUGUGCAAUGCAGUUUUUUGAAAAUCUCACCCGCUAUUAUCAAUUCUUCGACCAUCGUCCAGAUCAUUUAGUUCAAGCUCUAGCUGCUUUUGUUGACACUCGCGGUCUACACCAUCCUGUUAAGCAAAUCCGUACCCGUUGUUGGUAUCUUUUCCAAAGAUUUGUCAAGAAUUUGAAACCUAGGAUGGAACCUUACGUUGAGAAUGUUUUGUCCUCCCUUGGUGAUUUGUUGGUUAUACAAGCUGAACCUGUUGUGGAGACAAACAAUAUGGAUGGUAUGCCAAUUCCAGCAGCAUCUACUUUCGACAGUCAAUUGUAUCUGUUUGAAACUGUUGGCAUGCUUAUUUCAAUGGAAAGCAUUGAUCCUCUCAAACAGACUGAGUACCUCAAAAUUUUAUUAGAACCUUUGGUUGAAGGUAUUCAAAAGUCAAUGUCCCAACCAUAUAAUGCAGAAGACGAGCUAUUUCUUCUUCAACUGCAUCAUUACAUUAUGGCUAUUGGUAGUGUAGCUAAAGGUUUCCCUUCAUUAACAAAACCUGCAGAAGGAGUUCAACAACCUUGGACUGUUGUUUUCGUCCAAGCUACAGAAAUUAUUUUGAGCGUUUUGCAAAGCUACAGUGGUUUAUCUAUCAUUCGUGAUGCUGUACGCUACACAUUUGCUCGUUUGAUUACUUGUUUAGGCACCGAAAUUAUCGCUUACUUGCCUAAUCUCAUCAAUGGUUUAUUAAAUGAAUGUCAAGUCAAUGAACUGGUUGACUUCCUUCCAUUUAUUGGUUUGAUAGCUCACAAGUAUAAACCAAUGAUAGAACCAAUCAUUGAUGAACUUCUCCUACCACUUGUCAAACGUGUGUUCGAUUUCCUUAACACGGCACCCUCAGGCACCGAUGAGGCACUCUUAUUACUAGAUUUACGAAAAGCUUACCUCAACUUCAUAUUAAGCUUAUUCAACUCCAACCUAGAAAAUGUUUUCAUAAGUGAACGCAAUUUAGAACACUUGAACACUAUCCUACAAACCUUCUUACAUUUUGCCAAAGAUAAUUCUGAUCCUACUACUCAAAAGAUGUCCUUCGGUGUUUUCCUAAAAACGGUCAACUCUUGGGCUACACAUACGGCUGCUACUGCACCAGGUACCAACUCCCCCUCUGUAACAGGUUUCGACCAAUUUGUAUAUAAUGAGCUAUUACCUAUCACUUUUUCAGUACCCAUGAGUUCGGCAUUCAACCUUGCUGAUGGGCAAUCUAUCUUGGUUUUCGGUGAGAUGACCAGUAUUCAGAAAGCAAUGUAUUCGAAACAAGGUGCGGAUUAUCUCGAGUAUAUGAAGAACAUAUAUUUGCCAUCCAUUCAAUGUCCACCAGAAACCGCGGAAAGAUACUGUCAAGCUAUACAACAGACUGACAGUCGACAAUUCAAAAAGUAUUUCCAAUCAUUCAUCACAGAAGCGAAAAGUUAAAGUUAUUUAACUUUUGUUAUAACGCUGUCAUAUAUCUAUAAAAUCACUAUCCUGUUCUAAUUUUCUGUGUUUCCCUUUUUUCUUUUUCUUUUUUUUUUCUUAUGUUUCCUCUUCACCGUAAAAUAGUAUUGUUAAUG